Peromyscus californicus insignis is the source of this 3616-nucleotide messenger RNA. RefSeq names its product zinc finger protein 14-like. NCBI's taxonomy places the organism in Eukaryota, Metazoa, Chordata, Mammalia, Rodentia, Cricetidae. Gene Ontology annotation, cellular component: nucleus. Gene Ontology annotation, molecular function: DNA-binding transcription activator activity, RNA polymerase II-specific; RNA polymerase II cis-regulatory region sequence-specific DNA binding. The transcript is spliced from 4 exons. The coding region runs from base 728 to 2968 and encodes 746 amino acids. The record is from RefSeq and is a predicted model, not a curated record. Gene Ontology annotation, biological process: regulation of transcription by RNA polymerase II.
UGAAGUUCCGUUUUCUCCUUUGAGGCAAGAUAUUGGAAUGUAUAGAGCAAAGUUAAUGCAUUAUCUUUAUGGAAAAGGCAGGUAUACUGUGUAUGUGAGGCAGUGAGUGAGUGCAUCCCAAAUCCCAGAGCAUGUUUUCUUACAAUGCAGUGAAAUGCCAAAACGGAACAGGUUCAUUCCAGAGAGUACGGAUAUGUUAGAGUUUUUGUUUUUAAAUGUGUUGUUGUUGUUUAUUUUGCUUCCUUGUUUGUUUGUUUUGGUUUUUCGAAACAGGGUUUCUUUGGGUACUAUUAUCUGCCCUGGAGCUAAUUCUCUGGCCCAGACUAGCUUCCACCUAGUGAUCACGAUUAAAAAUGCCUGCCACCAUGCCGGGCUUCUUGGUUUCGUUUUGGGUCAGGGUGUCACCGUGUAGCCCUGAAUGUCUUUCACUGAAGUUCGCCUUCUAGAGUGUGGGCAGUCAGGGGUUGCACCUGAACUUUCCUAAAAUGUUUUGAUAUUUAUCGCUGAGUCAGUAGAGUUCUCCAAUCAGGGACCAUAGUACUAAAAGGAAUGAAUUGGCCAAUCGGGAGCACGGAUAGUCGCAGCAAGCCGGGGAAGGGUGGGGGAAGUCUUUUUCACGCUUUGCUUAGUAUGGCGGGAUUCCUGUGAGGACCUGGUUUGGGAGACUUUGUGUUCUGCUGACUGCAGGCAUCACUGGGUGGAAACCCAAACACAUCAGAAGCCAGGAAUGGAGCCAGUGACCUUUGAGGAUGUGACUGUGAAGUUCACCUCAGGCGAGUGGGCUUUGUUGGAUUCCAGUCAAAAGAAGCUCUACAGAGAUGUGAUGAAAGAGACAUUUUUGAACCUGACUUUCAUAGAGAAAACACUAGAAGAAAAUAUUGAAGAGGACUACAAAGAUCUCUGCAGAAAUCUGGGAACUCAGGUGGUUGAGAAAGACUGUGGAUAUGAGUGUGAUAGUCAGUGUGAUGAAAUCCAGGAACCAAUUUCAGAAAAUAAAGACAUGCCUUCUGCAAUAAGAAUUUGUGAAAGCCAAGCAAAUGUAAGAAACAUCAUUGGUCAUUCAUCCUCACAUGUAUGUCCAAGAGACCAAACUAGAGUGAAACAGCCUGAAUAUAUGAAAGCUGUGGCAAAGGCUUUCAAACAUGAGAAACAUUGGAAAGAUAUCAUUCAUUCUGAGUCACUUCAGGUACUUGAAACUUCUACAGAGAAAUCCCAUAAAAACCAACAAUGUAAUGAAGCCUGUAGGAGUCUCACUUCUGAUAAACGUCAAGAGAGAACUCAAACCAAAGAUAAGUUCCGUGUGGGAGUCUUAAAGAGAUACAAAUAUGGCCAGAAAGAUAAAGGGAUCCAUACAGGAGUGAAACCAUUUGUGUGUAAGCAUUGCAAAGAAGCUUUCACUGAUUCCAGUGACCUCAUCAACCACCACAAAAGUCAUACUGGAAACAAAAAUUACAUUUGUAAGCUCUGUGGGAAAACAUUUAAAUAUGCUUCAUGUUUUGAGAAACAUAAAGUAAGUCAUAGAGGAGAGAAGCUUUAUGCAUGUAAGUAUUGUGGAAAAGGCUUUACCCGCGCCUAUGGUCGUAACAUUCAUGAAAGUAUUCACACCGGAGAGAAGCUUUAUACCUGUAAGCAUUGUGGAAAAAACUUCACUAGUCCCUCUUAUUUUAAAAUUCACGAAAGAAUUCACACUGGAGAAAAACCUUACACAUGUAAAUAUUGUGAUAAACCCUUUGCCAUUUUGAGUUCUCGUAAUGCUCAUGAAAGAGUUCACACUGCUGGGAAGGCUUAUGUAUGUAAGCAUUGUGGAAAAGCCUUCACCAGUUCUAAUUGGCGAAAUGUUCAUGAAAAGGGUCACACCGGAGAGAAGCCUUAUGCAUGUAAGUAUUGUGGAAAAACCUUCUUUGGAUCUAGUUCUCGUAACUGUCAUGAAAGAAUUCACACUGGGGAGAAAUCCUUUGUUUGUAAAACAUGUGGGAAAAUGUUCCUUCUCUCUCAUCAUCUUACCAGCCAUGAGAGAAUUCACACAGGAGAAAAACCGUAUGCAUGUAAGCUUUGUGGAAAAACCUUUACCAGUUCCAGGUGGCGUAAGACUCAUGAAAGAAGUCACAAUUUAAAGAAGCCUCAUUUUACAUGUAAGCAUUGUAGAAAGGCUUUCACCAGUUCAAAGCUCUGUGCUACUCAUGAAAGAACUCACACUAGAAAGAAGCUUUAUGCAUGUAAGCUUUGUGGGAAAACCUUCACCAGGUCCACUCACCGUAACGCUCAUGAGAGAACUCACACUGGAGAGAAGCCUUAUACAUGUAAGCAUUGUGGAAAAGCCUUCCCUACUUCUUAUACUUGUAACAUUCAUGAAAGAUCUCACACUGGAGAGAAGCCUUAUGCCUGUAAGCAAUGUGGGAAAACUUUCACUAGUUCCACUUGCCGUAACAUUCAUGAAAGAACUCACACUAGAAAGAAGCUUUAUGCUUGCAAGCAUUGUGGGAAAACCUUCACCAGGUCCACUUACCGUAACACUCAUGAAAGAACUCACACUGGAGAGAUGCCUUAUAGGUGUAAGCAUUGUGGAAAAGCCUUUCCUAGUUCUCAUAAUCGUAACAUUCAUGAAAGAUCUCACACUGGAGAAAAGCCUUAUGCCUGCAAACAAUGUGGGAAAACCUUCACCAGGUCUACUUACCGUAACAUUCAUGAAAGAAUUCACAGUGGAGAGAAGCUUCAUGCAUGUAAGCAUUGUGGGAAAACCUUUGUCACUUCCACUACCUGUAAAAUUCAUGAAAGAUCUCACACUGGAGAGAAGCCAUAUGCAUGUAAGCAUUGUGGCAAGACAUUUACCAUUUUGAGUUCGCUUAAUACUCACAAAAGAAGUCACACUGGAGAGAAGCCUUAUGCAUGCAAGCAUUGUGGAAAAUUCUUUACCCGCUCCAGUUAUCGUAAUAUUCAUGAAAGAAGUCAUACUGGAGAGAAGCCUUAAGCAUGUAAGCAUUGUGGAAAUACCUUUGUCAAUUUCAGUUGGUGUAAUACUUCUGAAGGAAGACUGGAGAGAAAGCCUUUAUGUGUGGGGAAACUCUUCAGUCUGAUGAUCUUACAUUCAUGAAAGAAUUCAUACUGGAGAGAAGCUUUAUGCAUGCAAGCAUUGUGGAAAAACCUUCAGCUGUACUUGUCAUAAGAAUCAUGAAAGCUGUCACACUAGAAAAUAGUAUAUAAUUAAUACAUUGGGGCAAAGCCUUCACAAAUUCCACUUGCCAUAGGAGUCAUGAAAAUAUUCACACUGGAGAAAAACCAUGGGAAAAUGUUUCUUUGCUCUCAUUUUAUCAAGCACAAAAGAUCUCACAGUGGGGAGGAACAUUAUUAAUGUCACCAUUAUGAGAGGCCUUUAAUGCUUCCAGUUUCUGUAGCAUACAUGGAGCAGCUUACACUGGGGAGAAGCCUUGUGCAUGUAAUCAUCUUACAAAAGCUUUCAUCAGUUCCAUUUGCUGCAACAUUCAUAAAGAAUUCACCCUGGAGUGAAACUGUACACGUGUAAGCAUGUGGAAAAGCCUUUAGCAGUAAGUUUCUACUGUAGUCAUGAAACAGUUUCACAGUGGUGAAAAACUUUGUAAUAAAUGUGGGAAAUAAUUCA